UUGUUGGUUGCUCAACUAGCUCAGACAAAAGCAAAAAUGACUUCUAGUUGGGAAGAGCUUGCUGCAGACAAACGAACUCGUAUCGCCAGCACCAUACCUUCGGAAUGGUUGAUUCGAGACCUUCCAAGCGAUGACAAUGUCUUCGCGUUUCCGAAAGCAUCAGGGCUUCUUUCUGCACGAGAAAUCGAGCUGACCGAGUCUUCGGCCACUGAUCUCGUUGCACAAAUGGCUGAAGGGAAGCUCAAGUCCGUGGAUGUCACACUUGCCUUCUGUAAAAGAGCUGCCCUAGCACAGCAGCUAACGAAUUGUGUACACGAGUUCUUCCCCGAGGAGGCUCUCGCACAGGCUCGAGAUCUAGACAAGUAUUACGCCGAGCACAACACGACUGUUGGACCUUUACAUGGUCUCCCGAUCUCUUUGAAAGACCAACUGCGAGUGAAGGGAAAAGAAACAUCCAUGGGCUACGUUUCCUGGCUGGGAAAGUAUGAUGAAAAAGACUCCGUUCUUACAGAACUUCUUCGUAAGGCAGGUGCUGUCUUUUAUGUCAAAACAAGUGUCCCUCAAACCUUGAUGGUCUGUGAGACUGUCAACAACAUCAUUGGAAGGACCACAAAUCCGCGCAACAAGAACUGGUCGUGCGGAGGAAGCUCGGGAGGAGAAGGAGCUAUGAUCGGCCUCCGUGGAGGAAUCAUCGGUGUUGGAACUGAUAUUGGCGGCUCUAUUAGAAUCCCAUCCGCCUUCAACUUUCUAUACGGCAUCCGUCCUAGUCAUGGUCGAAUGCCAUACGCAAACAUGGCGAACAGCAUGGAAGGUCAAGAGACCAUCCACAGUGUCGUCGGACCUAUUGCUCACUCUGCGUCUGACUUGAGAUUAUUCCUCACAUCGGUGCUCCGCGAAGAGCCCUGGAAUUACGACUCCAAAGUCAUCCCAUUGCCUUGGAGGUACAACCUAGAAGAUGCUCUGAAGGCAAAACUCAAUUCAUCCGGCCUGACCAUCGGUUACUACACAUGCGACGGCAACGUUCUGCCACAUCCUCCUGUCCUACGUGGAAUCGAACGCGUAAUGGACGUCUUGGAAAGAAGUCAGCACAAGGUUCUACCCUGGACUCCAUACAAACAUGAUUUUGCUGUCGAUCUUGCUAACAAGAUCUAUGGAGCAGAUGGCUCUACGGACGUAAUGAAGGACAUCAACGCUUCGGGAGAGCCAGGAAUUCCAAACAUCAAAGAACUCCUCAACCCAGAUAUGCGAAAGGCUGACUUGAACGAUGUGUGGGAUAUCCAUUUACAGAAGUGGAAUUACCAGAUGCAGUAUCUGUCCAGAUGGCGAGAGGUUGAGGCCGAGCAUGGCUGCGAACUUGACUGCAUCGUUGCUCCCAUCAGUCCAACCGCUGCUAUCCGACACAACCAGUUCAAGUACUAUGGCUACGCGUCUGCCAUCAACUUACUCGACUUUACGAGCGUCGUUGUCCCGGUCACUUUUGCAGAUAGCAAAAUCGAUGCCAAGCGUGCAGACUAUGAGCCUCUGAACGACAUGGAUGCAGCUGUCCAGGCAGAAUACGACCCCGAAGCAUACCACGGUGCUCCCGUUGCUAUUCAAGUCAUCGGAAAGAGGCUCAGCGAGGAGAAGACAUUGGCGAUUGCUGAGGAAAUAGGAAGCAAGGACUAUGGCAGCUUCGCACCGUUUGCCGUCAAGGCGGGCUUGCAGCCCUUCAUUGUUCUUCGAGAUCCAGAGCAGAUGAAGCAGGCUAUCCAGGCGUAUGAGAAGCGAAAUCCAGUCAUCACCGGGAAGAGUAUGUACGAGAUCAUUCUGGGUUCUCCUCAAGCUGUAGCAAAUCUAUACACCAAUGCGGCCGUCGAUCAAGGAGCCAUCGAGCGUGCGCGCAUAGCAUCAACGCAAAAGUACCUAGAAGGAGAGUCCUUGAGAACUUUGACCGACCUCUACGCUGCAACUCUUUCGCACAAUCUGAAUAACAAGAUGUUUCAAGUCGGCAGCUGGACACAAAUAGAAGACAGCUGGUCGUUUUUCCAGCAAGUCCUCACAAGGUGUUCUAUGGAGAUCCUCUUCGGUUCAGCAAUCUUCAAACAAUAUUCUGGACUCAUCAAGGACUACUGGAAAUUUGAAGAUGCCAUUGAGGGCUUCGUGCCGGGGAUGCCAUGGUUCACAAAUUCAACGGCAUAUAGGGAGCCACGUGAUCGACUAUACAAAGGCGUCGAGAAGUGGUUGAAAGCUAACCAUAGCGGCACAGAAUUUGCAAAGAUCGGUAGUGACGACAUGGAUUGGGAUGAACAUAAGGGAUCCAAAUUCAUUCAAGAACGCGAUGACUUACUUGCGAAAGCCCCGUUACCUCUUGAAGCUAGGACAGCGGAGAUGUUGGACAUCAUGCACUGCUCGAAUGUUGAUCUGAUUCCUUCAGCUGUGUGGUCAAUAAUAGAAGUUUUACGCAAACCGUAUCUGGCGGAACGCAUUAUUACUAUCGUCUCUGAGCGACAAUCGUCGAAGGCGACCACAUAUGACGUCAAUGGGGUUGCAGCCUUGCCCCUCGUUCAAUCGUUACAGGCGGAAAUAAGCCGCCUCCGUAUCGCACAAUACAUGACAUGUGCCAACGAGUUCGCCGAAGUUUCCAUCGGUAGCCAAUGGAAACUACCCAAGGCAUGCAACACAAUUUCCUUCUCGCAUGAUAUCGCACUGGAUACCAAGGCCUGGGCAAAUGCACGGCCACGCACUGUUGAGAAACCGUUAGAUGAGUUUUGGCCUGAACGCUUCUUGAUCCCCGAUGACAAUGGACCCAAAGUGCGAGGCCAACGGAAGAGCGGAACCCGUGUCGAGAAUGGAAGGUUCGAUGCGCAGAACCUCGAGCUGCUGGCCCCUAUCUUUUACGACCGACAAAGCUUUGGAAUUGCUAGCGACUAUAGCAGAGCCAUACAAGCAGCCACCCUGGCUGUUGUCAUGAGUGAAUUCGAGCUGUGCGCAUACGCAAACGCAAACUUGGGAAAGGACAAUGAAGGUACCCCGCUUCUCAACAAGAGGUCGUGUGAGCUAGCCACCAAGACUAUUCGUGUAGGCAAUGCGAACAAUCAAAUAGGCCCGCUUUGUGUUCACCACCCCGUUUUUUCACAGCCUCUUCGAAUCCCUCUAGCCAUCUCUCAAAGCUCAAAAGUAACUGCAACAAUGAUUAGUAUCACUCCCCAGAGCAUGAAGGAGGUAGAUAAGCUCACCGUAGUCGGGGGCUUCAUUGUGCUCGUCAUUACAUACUGGCUUAUCAAGACUAUCUAUAACCUCUUCUUCCACCCUUUGGCCAGCUUCCCUGGUUCACGCUGGGCAGCUGGAUCAUACAUUCCUCAAUUAUACUACGACAUCAUACAUGGUGGGCAGUAUUACAAGAAGGUUAUACAGAUGCACGAGGAACAUGGCGCACUUAUACGAGUCAAUCCUGAUGAGCUCUCCCUCAACGACCCCUUCUUUUAUGACAAGGUAUAUUCAGGUGGUGGACAGAAGCGCAACAAAUGCCCUGAUCUCACAACCAUCGUACGCACAUCGAUGAUCUCCACUAACGACCAUGAACUACAUCGGCAACGCCGCGGCUAUAUUGCCAAUUUGUUUUCGAAGAGAUCCAUCUCAGACCUGGAAUCAAUCAUUCAGUCUAAAGUUGAUAAGUUGGUGACCCUUCUAAAGGAAGCCAACCAUACUGAAGAAACCCUUAUUGGGCCUCUCGUGUUUGGCAGUCUAGCCGUCGACGUUAUCUCACACUAUGCAUAUGGCGAGAGUUUUGGUAACCUCGACAAACCUGGAUUCCCGUGCGAGCUCGAACGAGAUGUUAAAGCCAUAUUGAUGAUUCAACACAUGCGACGAUUUCUUCCUGGCAUUGACCGACUCAUUACACAUCUUCCGGCCUGGUUAGUUGCCCGCAUCAGCCCUUCCAUAGUUAGCUUUCUGGAUUUUGAAACAAGAAUCGCAGGAUACUCAAAAGCGGCACUUAAGAAAAGCAUGGAAGGAGAAGAACCAACCAAGCCCCGGACGGUGUUUGACGCACUAGUCAGCUCCAAGAUACCCGCACAAGAGAGGACACUUCAACGACUGACAGAUGAGAGCUCAACCAUCCUGAUUGCUGGGGUGGAUACCACUGCCAGAACCUUGACAGCUACCAUGUGCUACUUAAUUCUGUAUCCCGAGAUCCUAGCCAAACUGCGUGCAGAGCUACAACUAUAUAAGAACGCGACCUGGACCCAGCUUGAAUCUCUACCGUAUCUGGCAACGGUCAUCAAUGAGUCACUUCGAUACGAAUCUCCCUUCACAAGUCGCUUUCCACGCUUACUUGUCGAGCCGCUUACUUACAAGGGCAUGCUCAUACCUUCCGGCACUACCAUCGGUGCAAUGCCAUAUUUACUCAAUAGCCAUCCCGACGUUUUCCCUGAUCCCCAUGUGUAUAGACCUGAGCGAUGGAUUGAAGCAAAAGCCCGUGGAGAAUAUCUCGACAAGUAUUUAGUCACCUUCACGAAGGGCAGUAGAGCCUGUCUUGGCAUAAAUCUUGCAUACGCCGAACUUUACCUUACCGUCGCAGCUAUGGUCCAAAACUUUGACCUGGAGCUUGUGGACUCUUCCAUCGAGAACAUCACUCCAUACCGAGACUUUGGUCUAGGUUUCGACAAGAAAUAUAACUACGGUGUCAACUUCAGAGUUACCAAGGUACUCCAAGAGUGA
Molecule: messenger RNA, 4698 nt
Organism: Alternaria burnsii
Lineage: Eukaryota; Fungi; Ascomycota; Dothideomycetes; Pleosporales; Pleosporaceae
Product: benzoate 4-monooxygenase cytochrome p450
Exons: 13
Molecular function (GO): oxidoreductase activity, acting on paired donors, with incorporation or reduction of molecular oxygen; monooxygenase activity; iron ion binding
Source: RefSeq, a predicted model, not a curated record